AUGAUUCAUUCGAUAUUCGUUAUUGUCGACCAGAAGUCCAUCAAUUACGUCCAUGCGAGCAACCCGAGCCUGUGCCGCUCGAGCAACUUCGGCGCGCCGUCGGGUUUCGUCGGUCGCAAAGGGGUAGGGCAAAACCAGCACAGGGCGAGGCCCGACCAACAGAGGGCAGGGCACGACAAUCAGAGAGCGGGGCACGACCAUCAGAGGGCCUGCCAGCCGGAGAACCUCGCCGGGUUCGUGACGCUUGAGGAGCUGAUGAUCAGACAGACGGAGGAGCGGAAGUUGCAUCCGCACCACAUUGUUGAGGAGGUCGAGAGGAAUAUGUUGUUGGCGAGGCCGGAUGUUGUUUAUGGUGAGUGCGAGAAAAGCGACGGUGGCAGCUCGUGCUUCGGCAAGCGGCUCGGCUCGCUCAAAAAACACCACCACAAACAGGAGGACUUUGACGGCAGAACGGCCACCUACCCGAAGGCGAGCAAAGCGGGCGAUCAGAAGUCAAACAGGUCGUUGCCAAGGACGCACAAGAUGCAGGAGGCUUACUAUGCGGUGAAUGACGUCCAGUUCGCGACGAAUCGAACUCUCGACGACAAAAUGUACCAGGACACUCCGAAGAAAGCCGCCAAGAUCAAGAAGCAGCACAGCUUCUCGUCCGGCGACAAAAAGUCCAAGUUUACCAGCAAAGUCCACGAUUCUGGCUCCAGCAAGGUUAAGCUCAAAUCUGCAACUCAGUACACGCCGAUGUUGUUGCCAACCAACCAGGACCCAAAAUCGCGACCGAAAUUCGCGUUCGAGCUGAAUUUGGACGAGAAGACGCAGAAGGGCGGCAAGCUCAAGCAGAUGUUCGGCGGCGGCGGCAGAUCGGAGGGCGGCAAAAAAGAGAAGACGUUCCUCGGCUCGCCCAAGCUGCAUCGGGCGAUUUUCCAGAAGCACGGCUCCGGCUCGGACUUGAGCUGGCCGUCGUCGGGUUCUUCGUUUUCGCAGGCGAGUUUUUUUUAA
Molecule: messenger RNA, 993 nt
Organism: Phaedon cochleariae (mustard beetle)
Lineage: Eukaryota; Metazoa; Arthropoda; Insecta; Coleoptera; Chrysomelidae
Source: the annotation of a GenBank genome assembly